AUGAGGCGCCGGGCUCGGACCGCGCCCGGGCUCGCCCUGUUCUGUCUCGCCGCCCUGCUGGCCGCCGCCGCCGGGCUGCCCCCUCCCGGCUCCGCGCCGCCCCCCGAGCCCGGCAGCGGCAGCGGCGGCCCCGCCGACAGCAGCCCGGCGCCCACCCCGCCCCGGGAGGAAGCGGAGGAGGAGGAGGAGGAGGAGGAGGCGGCGGCCGCGGGCCCCGCAGGAGAGCUAUGCAACUGCAGUGCUGUGGGGAGCAGUGGGUGCCACGACACUCCGGGACGCUGCACCUGUCUGCCAGGCUAUGCGGGGCUGCACUGCGAGCACUGUGCCCAUGGCUUCCACCACGACCACAGCCAGCAGCACUGCCUGCCCUGUGCCUGCAGCCCUACUGGUGCCCUCGGACCCAGCUGCGAUGACGAUGGGAAAUGCCGGUGCAAAGUCGGCGUGACAGACCUCAAGUGUGACCGGUGCAGUGAUGGGUAUUACAGAGCCAACAGCACCUGUGAGCCGUGCCAGUGCAACAACCACUCCAACACCUGCGACCGCCUAACAGGCACCUGCCUGCACUGCCAGGGCAACACGGAGGGGAAGCACUGCGAGCUCUGCAGGAGUGGCUUCUACAGGAGCGCCCACAGCUGCCACCGCUGCCCCUGCUCCACCGUGGCAUCGACCGGCACCUGCCAGAUCCAGCCUGGUGAAGCUGCCCCAACGUGUGACAAGUGCAAAGUUGGCUACACUGGCCCCAACUGCAACCAGUGUGCCAAUGGCUACUACAACUCCGACAGCAUCUGUGUCAGGUGCCAGUGCAAUGGGAAUGUGGACCCCACACUGUCCCCCAGCAUCUGCAAACCAGAGAGUGGCGAGUGCAUCGGGUGCCUGUACCACACUGCUGGCUUCCACUGCCACGAGUGUGAGGACGGCUAUGUCAGGGACCCCGAGGGAAUCAACUGCACCAGGAAAGAAGCCACUCUUGGCCCAGAAAUAACAGAGUUUAUAAGUCCUGCUCCGAACACUAGCAAGGCAACGUCACUUCCAACUGCAGUGACAAACAGUACAUUGUCACCAACAACUAUACAGACUAUAUUCCCUUUAAGUUCCUCUGACAAUAGUACCUCUGCUUUUGCAGAUGUUUCUUGGACUCAGUUUAAUAUAAUUAUUUUGACAGUCAUCAUCAUUGUCGUGGUCCUACUAAUGGGCUUUGUGGGUGCUGUCUAUAUGUACCGUGAGUAUCAAAACAGAAAACUUAAUGCUCCUUUUUGGACCAUUGAACUCAAAGAGGACAACAUCAGCUUCAGUAGCUACCACGACAGCAUCCCCAACGCUGAUGUUUCGGGGCUGCUGGAAGAUGAUGGGAAUGAAGUGGCACCGAAUGGACAGCUGACGCUGACGACUCCCAUGCACAAUUUUAAAGCUUAGAAGAGGAAGCAAUCCAGCUGUUCCAGAGUUGGCUUAAAGAAGUUACAGAGCUUGUUGAAGGGGUAUCAGGAUCCGUGCCAAGGCUCCGUGCAGAGGAAUUUGCUCUUCAGAUACUCUUAGCUGGGCAUGCUGUAGCUCGCAGGUGAACAGGAGGAAGGUGUAGUACGUCCGAAUGUCAGGUAAUGUGGUGAAGUGCAUUCAGUGUGUUGUUCUCCAUAAGGACCCAUAAUAUAAUUCACUGUCGGUAAAGACUCGAUUAUGCUGAUUUUAAAAUAUCCUUUUUACGUAGAGGUGAUGGGGCAGUGAAAGCAAUGCCCCAUUAAUCAGAAGCUACUCUGUUUCCAGCCAACCUAACACUUAUGCCUGCAUCUUUAGCUUGAAAAGUAGCUUAUGAAUUAACAGUGGAUUUUCAGGAAACAGACCUUUGUAAAGGCUUUGUAUUACUUCCUGAUGUGAAUUUGCUUGAAAAGGAGGACAAAAAAUGGGAAAUGAUUGUUUAUUGUACUACCAAGCAAGUAGAGGAGUGAGUUGCACACUUGAACAAAAGUCACCAUUAACAGUUUCCACAAAGCUGGGAAACGGGAAAAAAUAUCACAAAAAUAUUGGAGUUAGGGAGGAGAGUAAGCUUUUCCCUUUCUGAGUAUUUAUACAGGGUGAUGAUGCUAUUAAAACAUAGCAAUCCACUUUUUUUUUUUUUUUCUAGAAGAGGUUAAUGAACUUGUAUAGUUUCUGUGCAAGGGAAGACGACAAGACAUCUCAGGGUUGCUGUGUA
Messenger RNA from Phasianus colchicus (ring-necked pheasant), 2185 nucleotides. The record is from RefSeq and is a predicted model, not a curated record. NCBI's taxonomy places the organism in Eukaryota, Metazoa, Chordata, Aves, Galliformes, Phasianidae.